Molecule: messenger RNA, 790 nt
Organism: Leucoraja erinaceus (little skate)
Lineage: Eukaryota; Metazoa; Chordata; Chondrichthyes; Rajiformes; Rajidae
Product: oocyte zinc finger protein XlCOF19-like
Exons: 2
Coding region: 344-790 (148 amino acids)
Cellular component (GO): nucleus
Source: RefSeq, a predicted model, not a curated record
GAGAGACAGAUAGACGGGCAGCAGUAGCAGCAGCAUCUCUGCACAGAAGCAACUGGGGGACUUCUCAGGUCGAGACCCUUCUUCGGACUGAAGGGUUUAGAAGCCGUUGCUGUGAGCGGCCAUUGAGGGCAGCCAGGGUGCCAGUGAGCUCUCCCCCUUCUCUGCUUAGUGUGCGGGCUGAGCUUUGAUGGAGGACCACAUGACGGGGCACAACAAGGAGAAGCAUUAUGAGUGUGACGAGUGUGGCAAGCCCUGGCAGAAGCUGAGCCAGCUGGAGGCCCACCGUCGGGUGCACAAGGGAGAACGCCCCUUCGACUGCUCUUAGUGCAGCAAGUGCUUCAAGAUGAUGAAACACCAGAAGAUCCACUGUCAGGUUCAUACGGGCGAGAAGCCCCAUGGCUGCUCCACCUGUGGCAAGAGCUUUGCCGACUCGUUGGGGCUGCAGCUGCACCAGCGCGUGCACAGCAGUGAGCGGCCGUUUACCUGCUCCAACUGUGGCAAACGCUACAAGUCGUCGUCAAACCUGAAGAACCACAGGCGCAUGCACACCAGGGGAGAAGCCCUACACCUACAGCGACUGCGGCAUGGAUUUCACCCGCUCCACCCAUCUGCUGUCCACCAGCAGGUGCACUCUGGCGAGAGGCCCUUUGGCUGCUCCGACUGCAGCAAGUACUUCAAGAGGACAGAAGAUCUGAAGAUCCAUUGGCGAGUGCAUCCCAUAUGGCUGCUCCAUCUGCGGCAAGAGCUUUGCCAGGUCAACGGAGCUAUGACAACACCGGCGGGUGCAUAG